CAAAUAAAAACCGUCAGCAUUGCCUCAGCAUCAAUGGAUUGCCAGACUUUGAACAGGAACAUGAUUUGAUCAGCAUGAUGGGGGAAAUGAGUGAUAGAUUUUAUUAUGUGUAUAGUUGUGACCUAGAUGUUAACCUUCAGAUUAAAAUAGGGACUCUGGAGGGAGAGAGACAGAGGCCGGACUAUAAGGACCUAUUGGAGGACCCCAUGCUGAAGUUCUCGGGGGCCUACGGAGAGGGAUGUUCCGAUCUGUAUGUCACCUGCCAGGUGUUCGCUGAUGAACACCCCCUGUCUCUGUGUAUGAGUACAUCUUACAAAGCCUUCAGCACUCGAUGGAAUUGGAAUGAGUGGCUAACACUGCCAGUUAAGUACAGUGACCUUCCUAGGAAUGCUGUCCUGUGUCUGACAGUGUGGGACAUAUAUGGAACAAAUAAAUCUAUUCCUGUGGGCAGCACAACAAUUCCUUUGUUUGGAAAAAGGGGAACAUACAGACAAGGUAUGCAUGACUUAAAGGUCUGGCCAAACACCCUCCCUGACCCUAAUGUGAAUUCCACCACCCCAGGGAAAACAAAAGACCACAAGGAUCAGAUGAGCAAAUUAGCUAAGUUAAGCAAAAAGCACAGAGAUGGGCAUAUGCUGAAAGUGGACUGGUUAGAUCGCCUGACAUUCCGCGAGAUUGAAAUGAUCAAUGAAAAACAGAAGCGGGACUCCAAAUUUAUGUAUUUGAUGAUAGAAUUCCCCUUCAUACAUUAUGAUGAAACAGAAUACACUGUUGUCUAUUUUGAAAAGGAUGGGGAUGAACCCUUUGUUUUCAAAACAGUAGCAGACCUAGUUCAAGUUCCAGACCCAGAAAUUGACAUGGAAAAUUUAGUUGAAAGCAAGCAUCACAAAUUAGCCAGAAGUCUAAGAAGUGGACCAACAGACAGAGAUAUGAAACCAGAUGCUAAAACCAGGAACCUGCUUAACGAGAUUGUGCGAUAUCCACCCACAAAGACCCUUACUUCAGAGGAGGAAGAUCUGGUGUGGAAAUUUAGGUUUUAUCUUUGUAACCAGAAAAAGGCUUUGACAAAGUUCCUGAAGUGUGUGAAUUGGAAGCUGCCACAGGAGUCUCGUCAGGGCAUUGAACUGCUGACCCGCUGGAGCCCCAUGGAUGUAGAAGAUGCCCUUGAACUUCUUUCCCCUGCCUUCACUCACCCCUCUGUCAGGAAGUAUGCCGUGUCUCGCCUCAGACAGGCUGAUGACCAGGAUCUGUUGCUGUACUUGCUCCAGCUGGUACAGGCCCUGAAGUACGAGGACUCUGAGGAGAUAAUGAGACAUAACGACAUCGUAUCAGAGAGGAGAGAUUCUACUAAUGACCCUGGUGCUACAGAUAAAACCAGGACUACCAGUGUCCUCUCUCGAGCCUCCUCUAACGAGUCCAUCCUAGACGCCCUGAGUGGAUCCUCUCCUUCUCAGUCCGAGAGUCCCGAGUCUAAACUGGAGAGUGAGAUGGAUUUAGCCAGCUUUUUGAUCUCACGAGCUUGUAACAACUCUUCUCUUGCCAAUUACUUUUACUGGUACUUAUCUGUGGAAUGUGUAGACCCAAAUGGCCUAGAUAUCAAAGAUUCCAAGGUGACAAAAAUGUACCAGCAUGUCUUAAAAAGAUUUUCACAAGCACUCUUCAAGGAGAGUCCCGAGUCCCGACAGCGGAGAUCAAUGAUUGCGCGGCAGCAGACGUUUAUAGACAGACUGGUGGAUCUAGUCAAAACUGUGAUGAGGGAGAGUGGAAACCGCAAGAAAAAAAUAGAGAGGUUACAAGCACUUCUUCACGACCCUGAGGCCUGCAAGUUUGACUUUUCCAAUUUCGAGCCAUUAUCACUUCCUCUGGACCCUGAUGUCAAAGUAUGUGGAAUCGCACCAGAAAAGGCAACUCUUUUUAAGAGCAAUUUGAUGCCGUGUAAAUUUGUCUUCAAAAUAGUGGAUGGUGGAGAAUAUGUGACGAUAUUUAAACACGGAGACGACCUUAGACAGGAUAACCUAAUUCUACAGAUCAUUACACUAAUGAACAGGGUAAUUUGGCACUACAGCUCAAUCGUUGUUGCAAACUUAAUUUGUAUAUGUAUAAAAGAACUGUCAAUUGGUUUUUUCAAACUACUACUGGUCUCUGUGAUUUCAGCUGGCUAUUGUGUCAUUACCUACCUACUGGGAGUUGGAGAUCGGCAUUUCGAUAAUCUGCUGCUAACAAAGACAGGAAAACUUUUCCAUAUUGACUUUGGGUAUAUACUUGGCCGAGAUCCUAAGCUCCUCCCCCCUCUGAUGAAACUGACAACAGAAAUGAUUGACGGCAUGGGCGGUCCCAACUCAGAGCAUUUUCAUGACUUUAAGAAGCUCUGCUACACUGCAUUCCUUGCAAUAAGAAGGUCUUCCAAUUUGAUAUUGAACUUGUUCACACUGAUGAUUAGUUCCAACAUUCCAGAUAUUGCAAUUGAACCAGAUAAAACUGUCAAAAAGGUACAAGACAAGUUUGUGCUCCACCUAACCGACGAAGAGGCCGUUCAGUACAUGCAGAAUGUUAUAGAUGGCAGUGUGUCUGCUAUGAUGCCAGUGCUUGUAGAGAGAUUCCACACCAUAGCCCAGAAAUGGAGGAAAUAGAGAGAUGUUUCAAGUGUCAUCAGAUAAACACUAGUCUGUGAUGAGAAAAGUGCAAUAUUAUUUCUUUUAAUUAAACAUUUAACUGUUCUCAGAGAGAAUUUAAUAAUUCUGAAACUUUAUACCAGUAUCUACAUGUAUACCACAUGUGAACCUCCUGUUAAAUUUUAAAAUUUGAAACAGUUAUAUUUUGAAUAUUUAAUAAAUUUAUGUGAAAAAUCUAA
Molecule: messenger RNA, 2851 nt
Organism: Saccostrea cuccullata (small rock oyster)
Lineage: Eukaryota; Metazoa; Mollusca; Bivalvia; Ostreida; Ostreidae
Product: phosphatidylinositol 3-kinase catalytic subunit type 3-like
Exons: 21
Coding region: 75-2630 (851 amino acids)
Biological process (GO): autophagy of peroxisome; endocytosis; phosphatidylinositol-3-phosphate biosynthetic process
Cellular component (GO): phosphatidylinositol 3-kinase complex, class III, type I; endosome; peroxisome
Molecular function (GO): 1-phosphatidylinositol-3-kinase activity
Source: RefSeq, a predicted model, not a curated record